AUGCGGUGUUCCAAGCUGGGAGAGCUGCCAAAGCAGUUAUUGGAACCACUGCACAGUCAACUGGGACGUCUUGCAAGCGAAGAGAUCUACUGCUACAGUUCUCUUGUGCUGUGUUUUCACAUUCAGUUGUUCCAAUUUGCUCAGAACACAAUCACUGCGAUCAGGAUGUCUUCUUGGAGGAAAGCCGGCUUGACCUACAACACAUACCUUUCGGUGGCUGCCAAGACCGUGAGGGCAGCCUUGAAGCCAGAGUUACAGACUUCCAAGGUGUUGGCCAGAUCUAAGACCGAGGCCCGUUACGUGAAGUACGAAAAGGGCAGUCCUACCUCGGACCCAGUGCCUCUACAAGAGUAA
Messenger RNA from Torulaspora globosa, 354 nucleotides. RefSeq names its product F1F0 ATP synthase subunit epsilon (gene ATP15). NCBI's taxonomy places the organism in Eukaryota, Fungi, Ascomycota, Saccharomycetes, Saccharomycetales, Saccharomycetaceae. Bases 1 to 354 code for a protein of 117 amino acids. The record is from RefSeq and is a predicted model, not a curated record. The transcript has a single exon. Gene Ontology annotation, molecular function: proton-transporting ATP synthase activity, rotational mechanism. Gene Ontology annotation, cellular component: mitochondrial inner membrane. Gene Ontology annotation, biological process: proton motive force-driven mitochondrial ATP synthesis.